Messenger RNA from Hibiscus syriacus, 1566 nucleotides. RefSeq names its product scarecrow-like protein 13. The coding region runs from base 1 to 1353 and encodes 450 amino acids. Gene Ontology annotation, cellular component: nucleus. NCBI's taxonomy places the organism in Eukaryota, Viridiplantae, Streptophyta, Magnoliopsida, Malvales, Malvaceae. Gene Ontology annotation, molecular function: sequence-specific DNA binding; DNA-binding transcription factor activity. The record is from RefSeq and is a predicted model, not a curated record. Gene Ontology annotation, biological process: regulation of DNA-templated transcription. The transcript has a single exon.
AUGUCAAUAUCAUUAACCGACAAUAAUCACGGAUCACCAUUCAGUGGAUCUUCUGCUGUUGAUGAUGAUAGCAUUGGGUUGAAGCACAAGCUGCGGGAGCUGGAAAUUUCCUUGUUGAGGCCUGAAUCCGAUGUUAUAGACAGCUGCAAUUACCGCUUCAGUAGAGGAGCCCACCAAUCUGGUUCAUUGGCAGGCAUGAACCACAAUCAACUGAUGGACAUGAUUCCUAGAUUAAACUUGAAGGAGGUGCUUGUUGCCUGUGGUCGAGCACUUUAUGACAACGAUAUGUCGACAGUGGCUGGUUUAAUGCAUGUAUUGGAGAAAAUGGUUUCGAUAUCCGGGAAACCAAUCCAACGAUUGGGUGCUUAUGUGCUGGAAGGGCUUAGGGCAAGGUUGGAAUCCUCGGGGAGUAAUAUCUACAAAUCCCUGAAAUGCGAACAACUGACUAGCUCAGAACUAAUGUCUUACAUGGGUAUUCUCUUCAGGAUUUGCCCAUACUGGAAGUUUGCAUACACGUCAGCUAAUGCUGUCAUCAAGGAAUUCGUGCAAUAUGAGCCAAGAAUUCACAUCAUUGACUUCCAAAUAGCUCAAGGCACCCAGUGGAUGUUCCUUAUUGCAGCUCUUGCAAAACGCCCUGGUGGGCCCCCGUCUAUCCACGUUACUGGGAUCGAUGAUUCUCAGUCAAAUCAUGCUCGAGGUGGGGGACUUAAUAUCGUGGGGCAGAAGCUAUCAGAAUUUGCCAAGUCAUACAAUGUACUAUUCGAGUUUCAUGAUACUAAUAUGAUUAGUUGUGAGAUUCAGCUACAGCACCUUAACGUCCAUCCUGGGGAAGCCGUAGUCGUGAAUUUUCCGUAUGUAUUGCAUCACAUGCCCGACGAGAGUGUAACCAUCUGGAAUCACAGAGAUCGACUGUUGAGAUUGGUGAAGAGUUUGUCACCCAAGGUUGUUACCCUCGUUGAGCAAGAGUCUAACACCAACACAUCCCCGUUCUUUUCAAGGUACGUCGAGACACUAGAUUAUUACGCAGCUAUGUUUGAAUCCAUAGAUGUAGCUUGUUCAAUAGACGACAAACAAAGGAUCAAUGCAGAGCAGCAUUGUGUGGCUCGUGAUAUCGUGAAUAUGAUUGCUUGCGAAGGGCCUGAAAGGGUGGAAAGACACGAACUUCUCGGGAAGUGGAGGUCAAGAUUCACAAUGGCCGGCUUUUCUCCGUAUCCGUUGAGUUCCUCGGUCACAACAGCUGUAAGAGAUAUGCUGGAGGAGUAUGACAAUAACUAUAGACUUGUAGAGAGAGAUGGGGCUCUCUAUCUUGGGUGGGGAAACAGAUCUAUGGCAACCUCUUCUGCAUGGAGGUGAAAAAUCCCGAUUCCAACAGUCACUACUCCAUGGAUUCUGUAAAUUCUCCCCACAUUUUUUUUCUUCUCUCAAUUUUAAACCAUCAACCCUAUAGUGUGUGUUGUAAAUUUAUAGAAAUAUGAGCUUUAGCUCUGUGUUGUUUUUUUUAGUGUUAGAAAAAGUCUGAAAUGUCAAAAAUCUCGGUGUGUCUCUUUUGAAAGCUUGGAGCAGAUU